AUGCCGUCAACGGCCACAGCUCUGACGCCGGGCCUGUCGUCGUUCUUGAAAUCCCUCAAGACGAAUCCGAUAGAUACCUCUAUUGAAAACCUAGUAUCGCUGCUCAAGCGUCGUCAAAUCCGUCAUUCUCGAUCAUGCGCGACUGCAACCGCCUACCUCCUCCUGCGAGUUGUAUCGGCAUGCCGAACAUCCGAGUCCGUGAAGCUCAUUGAGCGUGUGCAAAGUGUGGGUAGACGUCUUAUGGCUGCGCAGCCGCGUGAGAUGGUGGUGGGGAACAUUGUGCGACGAGUCCUCGGCCUGAUUCGUGACGAAGCUGAAGAUGAUCGCGAUGCUGAGUUCGCACUCAGUGAGGCUGGCUCGGAAAGCCAGUGUCAAACUCCCCGUGCCUACGACGAUCCGUCACUGCCUUUGGAUCGUGAUAUGCUCGGUCUCAGGCCAGAGGGCUCUGACCGGUCUUCUCGUCCCCCUUUGACCUCGAUGUUUAGCCUGCUCUCCCACCCGGAGCCCGAACACUCCCUUCCCAGCACUCCCGGCACUCAAUCGCCAAUUGGGCGUGUGCCUGGCCACGGCCUCAGCAAGGACGUACGAGCUGAAGUCUUGGAGGGUAUCAACGAGAUUAUUGAUGAGCUGGGUCAAGUAGAUGACCAGAUUGCUGCUUAUGCGUUGGAACACAUUCACUCCAACGAGAUCAUCCUCACACACACCUCUUCCACAACAGUACAGAAGUUCCUGCUCAAAGCUGCCGCCAAGCGCAAGUUCACAGUCAUCCAUGCCGAGUCGUUUCCAAACAAUCACGAUUCCACCCACGCUACUGUUAGUGGCAAUAGCGCCGGUGAUGAUGAGAACCUCGGCUUUGAAUCUUUCCAAAAGCCGCUGGUUGCUCAUGGCAUCACUGUGAUUCUUAUUCCCGACUCCGCUGUUUUCGCGCUCAUGUCCCGUGUCAACAAGGUCAUUUUGGGUACCCACUCCGUCCUUGCUAAUGGUGGUCUUGUCGCUGCUGCCGGCACCCGUGUCAUUGCCCGCGCCGCCAAGGUUCACCAAACCCCUGUCGUUGUUGUCAGUGGUGUCUAUAAAUUGAGUCCCGUGUAUCCGUUCGACUUCGACUCGCUCAUUGAGUAUGGCGAUGCCAGCAAAGUUUUGCCCUUCGAAGACGCAGACCUUGUCGAGAAGAUCGAUGUUCAGAACCCAAUUUACGACUAUGUCCCGGCAGAGCUGGUUGAUCUUUACAUCACCAACUUAGGUGGCCAUGCCCCGUCAUACCUCUACCGUAUCGUGUCUGAUCACUACCGAAAAGAGGAUAUCAGCUUUUAG
Messenger RNA from Penicillium longicatenatum, 1311 nucleotides. RefSeq names its product translation initiation factor eIF2B subunit beta. The transcript is spliced from 4 exons. The record is from RefSeq and is a predicted model, not a curated record. Gene Ontology annotation, molecular function: translation initiation factor activity; guanyl-nucleotide exchange factor activity. Gene Ontology annotation, cellular component: eukaryotic translation initiation factor 2B complex. Lineage: Eukaryota; Fungi; Ascomycota; Eurotiomycetes; Eurotiales; Aspergillaceae. Gene Ontology annotation, biological process: translational initiation. The coding region runs from base 1 to 1311 and encodes 436 amino acids.